GCCUGCCCCUGGACAGCAGGAGAGACCAGAGAACACAGAAGAAGGGUCAGAGAGAUCCAAACCACAAAGAACAGAGCCUAAACCUGGGAAAGAGACCAAGAAACUCCUAGGUGGCCAUGAAGGUGCCUGGAAGGAGGGGCUAAAGCAGUUGGCAGGCUGUUUAGUUCAUCUGGGAACUGGUCUUGCCCUGCAUUUCCACAUGUCCCAGAGGCCUCAACCUUACCACAAGAGCACCCAGCCAGAUGUCCUUCCAGCAGCUCCCGGUAAUACCCAAAAGGAGACCCCAAGCUCUCCGUCCAUUCUCCACAGUCACCGGGUCAGCACCCAAGAACCCCUGCCCACUCUCCAUAAUCGCCAAGUCAGCACCCAAGAACCCCUGCCCACUCUCCACAAUCGCCGGGUCAGCAUCCAAGAACCCCUGCCUACUAUCCACAAUCGCCGUGUCAGCAUCCAAGAAUCUCCACUAGUCAACAGUCGCUGGGGCAGUAUCCAAGACACACUGUCCAUUAUCAACAGUCGCCGGGUCAGUACUGAGAACACACCAGCCGCUGUUAGCAGUCGCCGGGUCAGUAUCCAAGAUGCACCAUCAGUUACCUACAGUCGCUGUUUCAAUACCCAAGAUGUUCCACCCAUUUUCCAAACUCGCUACUUCAGCAUUCACAAUUCUCUGUUAAUUACUCACAACUCCCUGACCAAUAUAGAGUCAGUUACCUACAGCAGCAGUCCAGCCAGUAGCAAUAACCAUGGGACAACAAGCUGGAGUCCCUGCUCAAGUAUUCAAGGCCUCACAUUGCCAAUCCAGGCCAAAGUCGAUGCCCUCCCUUCAAUUACUCACAGCCCCACGGCCAGUAUCAAAAGCGUCGAUUCAAUCAUCUGGACCUCUCAGGAGAGUUUCAGAGGCUCUGUGGACAGCGCCCAAUUCAACAAAAGUACUCUAGACAACAAUAUCCAGAGCAUACAGUCAAGCAGAUCCAAUGAGAUCCAUUCUGGCGGGUUUCAGAACAAGGGUAGAUACAGCCAUUCACAGCUGCCCAUGGGCUGGCGGCUGCUGCAUGGAGCCAAGAAGAUCAGCCGCCAGCUGAGCCUGGCACUGAGCCUGGUUGGCAUGAUGAUCAUCGCUCUCAUCUCUCUGGGCCAGCCCUGGAUCCACUUCCAGGUGCCACUCAGACCUCCUGGGCACCCUGAUGGCUCCUUGACCAUCCCCAUCAACACCAUCCUCUUUGUGCGGUGCCCUGACGUCUCCUGCCUACAUGAGUACGACCAGAAUGCUUAUUUGUUGGACUUUGCCUGGGCCUUUCUCCUCCUCGCCAGCAUCGCCAGCUUCUGCCUCUGCAUUUUACUCAUAAACAUCAUCUUCUUCACCAGCUCCAACGUGCCCUUGCUGGACUUCUCCAACGUCAUCUUCAGCAUCCUGGCAGGGACCAGCAUCAUCUUGGGUAUCCUGUUCUACCUGAUGCAGGCCAGUGGGUACCUGCAGGAAGGCAUGACCUACAGGCUGGGGCGCAGCUUCUACCUGGCAUGGAUCGGCGUCUUUCUCUUCCUGAUGACUGGUUUCUUUUCCUAUCUGAACUACAUGAAUUUCUGGUCCACCCUGGCGCUCCAGGCCAUCUGGACUUAGGACAUGGGAAUGACUCCAACACUCCAGGCCUGUUCCCAUGGCUCCCUGCCAAGUACCUGACAACCCUGCUCUCUAGUUGAGAGUCUUGCCCUUUUCAGUCCCCUCUGAAUACCCCCGCUCGGAU
Messenger RNA from Zalophus californianus (California sea lion), 1742 nucleotides. RefSeq lists its product as uncharacterized. The coding region runs from base 200 to 1618 and encodes 472 amino acids. The transcript has 5 exons. NCBI's taxonomy places the organism in Eukaryota, Metazoa, Chordata, Mammalia, Carnivora, Otariidae. The record is from RefSeq and is a predicted model, not a curated record.